This is a messenger RNA of Morus notabilis, 2502 nucleotides long. Its product is annotated as cellulose synthase-like protein G3. Gene Ontology annotation, molecular function: mannan synthase activity; cellulose synthase (UDP-forming) activity. The record is from RefSeq and is a predicted model, not a curated record. Gene Ontology annotation, cellular component: plasma membrane; trans-Golgi network. The transcript has 6 exons. The coding region runs from base 81 to 2309 and encodes 742 amino acids. Gene Ontology annotation, biological process: plant-type primary cell wall biogenesis; cellulose biosynthetic process. NCBI's taxonomy places the organism in Eukaryota, Viridiplantae, Streptophyta, Magnoliopsida, Rosales, Moraceae.
UUUAAGACUUUGUCUAUAUAACACAGUUUAAGUCUUAAAGUGUUAUAUAGGUAAGUCAAUUAACUCAAACACGCAUAAUAAUGGAAGCUCUACUACGGAGCACCGGGGGAUCUCCUCCUCUCCACACGGCAAAGAUCUCCCGUCUCGCCAUCUCGAACCGCAUAUUCGCCGCUGUUUACGCCUCCGCCGUCCUAACCCUCCUCUAUCACCACUUGGAAACCCUAGCAGACUCCACCACCUCCAUAUCCUCCUUACUCAUAUCCCUCUCUCUCCUCAUCGCAGAUCUCAUCCUCGCCUUCAUGUGGACCACAACGCAGUCGUUUCGUAUGCAUCCCGUCUACCGUACCGAGUCGCCGGAGAGCCUCGCAAAGGUGGUGACAGAUCAAACGGACUGCGUUCCGGCGAUGGAUGUAUUCAUUUGCACCGCCGAUCCCUACAAAGAGCCGCCGAUGGGCGUCGUGAACACCGCCUUGUCGGUGAUGGCCUAUGACUAUCCGCCGGAGAAGCUCUCGUUGUAUGUCUCCGACGACGGUGGGUCGGCGCCGACGCUCUUCGCUUUCCUGGAGGCCGCCAAGUUUGCCGCCCACUGGUUGCCCUUCUGCAGGAAAAACGACGUCGUUGAGCGCUCACCGGAGGUGUACUUUGCUUCGAAUGACUGUCGUUUUUCUGAGGCUCAGAAGAUAAAGACUAUGUACGAAAGCAUGAAAGUGAGGGUGGAGAACGUGGUUGAGAGAGGGAAAGUUGGCGAUGAGUUCAUCACCGGGGAAGAAGAAAGCCAAGCUUUCAACAAAUGGACGGACGGAUUUACGCGGCAAGAUCAUCCAACUGUCAUUCAGGUUAUAUUGGAUAAGAGCAAGGAUAGAGACAUAACAGGUCAUGUAAUGCCAAACCUCAUAUACGUCUCUAGAGAGAAAAGCAUGACUUCACACCACCAUUUCAAAGCUGGUGCCCUCAAUGUCCUUAUUCGGGUCUCGGCCAUCAUGAUGAAUUCCCCAAUAAUCCUCACCCUGGACUGUGACACAUACUCAAACGAUCCCAAAACGCUUCAGAGAGUGCUUUGCUACUUCUCAGACACAAAAGUUGAAUCCAAAGUUGGGUACAUUCAGUUUCCUCAGAAGUUUCAUGGGAUCAACAAGAAUGACAUCUACGGUUGUGAGAUCAAACGACUAUUUGUGAUCAAUCCCCAAGGAAUGGAUGGGCUGAAUGGCCCAAAUCAUGUUGGAACUGGAUGCUUUUUCAACAGACGGGUCUUCUUUGGAGGCCCAUCAGCAUUAUUGUUGCCGGAGUUGCCGGAGCUAAGCCCAUACCAUGUUGUCAACAAGCCCAUCCAAUCUCCACAAGUAUUGAAGUUGGCACACCGUGUUGCUGGUUGCAACUAUGAGAACCAGACCCAGUGGGGAUUUAAGGUGGGUGUGAGAUAUGGAUCACUAGUAGAAGAUUACUUCACUGGCUACCGUGUUCAAUGUGAGGGAUGGAAGACCAUUUUCUGCAAUCCUGAUAGGCCAGCAUUUUAUGGGGAAGCCCCAAUCAGCCUUAUUGACGUGUUGAACCAGAACAAACGGUGGGCCAUAGGCCUCCUUGAGGUGGCUUUCUCCAAGUACUGUCCCUUGACAUUCGGCAUUAGUUUAAUGGGCCCUCUCAUGGGCUUGGCUUAUGCCCAUUAUGCGUUUUGGCCCAUUUGGUCGAUUCCUGCUGCCAUUUAUGCCUUCGUCCCACAAUUUACUCUCCUCAAUGGAGUCACCAUCUUCCCAAAGGUUUCAGAGCCAUGGUUUGUGUUGUAUCUAUUCCUUUUCUUCGGAGCCUACGGCCAAGAUCUCUUGGAUUUCAUAGUAGGAGGAGGAACCUUCCAAAGGUGGUGGGGCGAUCAAAGAAUGUGGAUGAUAAGGAGUCUCUCGUGCUUUUUAUUUGGUUCCAUCGAGUACUCGAUGAAAUCCUUAGGCAUUUCCACGCACGGUUUCAACGUGACCAGCAAAGUCCUAAAUGAGGAACAGAGCAAGAGAUACGAGCAAGGCGUAUUCGAGUUUGGAGUCCACUCACCCUUGUUUGUGCCCUUGACAAUGGCCGCAAUAACCAAUCUCGCCGCCCUCAUUUUCGCGAUUGUGACGAUCUUGAGAGGCGGAGGAGGAGAUUUUGAAAGACUUUUAAUGCAACUGCUUAUCGUUGCUUUCGCGGUAGUUAAUUGCCUGCCAGUUUAUGAAGCCAUGAUUUUUAGGAGUAACAAAGGAGGGAUUCCGAUAAAAACUACUUUGCUCGCAACAUUUCUAACCUUAACUCUCUUCGCAGUAGCUUAUGUUACUCUAAGGAACUGAAAUUUGGGUCAGCUAGUUUCCUUAAUUAUGACUAAUUUAUAUUCUAUUUAAUAAAUGUUGCCUAAGUGCAGCCAAUAAGUACUAUUAAAUGUGGGAAAAGUACUGUACUUGUAAAUUUUCAAUAUUUCUAGUACGAGUGGCUUCAAAUCUAAAGGAUGAUGACGAUGAUUAGGUCGUUCGUACAUUUACACUU